Molecule: messenger RNA, 5046 nt
Organism: Coturnix japonica (Japanese quail)
Lineage: Eukaryota; Metazoa; Chordata; Aves; Galliformes; Phasianidae
Source: RefSeq, a predicted model, not a curated record
AUAAAUUAGUUCUGACUUCCAUUUCUGGGCGCUCCGAUGCGUCUGUCUGGUUUUCAGCACCAAGUUGGAUGUCAGAACGGGGCAGCGCUGCAGGAGCACAAGGAGAGCUAAGAAACCCUUCAGCUCUCUGCCUCCUUCCAUUCAAGAGCAGGAAGAGCUGCUGAAAGGAAAACCAGCCGCAGGGAUGCAGCGCCCGGCCCGUGUCUGCACGUCUGGUCCCACUGGCGUGGGCUCUUAUGGUACCGUGUGACCUUGGUGGGUUCUGUUGCCACUAGGUGACACUCUCGAUCCAGUUUGUUUCGUGGCCUCCAGGACCAGCUGCUGGAUGGGCUGCAGCGUGCCCAGGUGCUCAGGCUUUGUUCGGUGUCCUGUGGAGCAGCAGCUCUGCAGUGAAGCUGAGAUGCUGAUAAGGAAGCAGGACGUUGCACCUCCUCACCAAGCAGCAGCAUGAGCCCAGCUGGGUUCAAUGUGCUGCUGCAGUGAUCUAUCCCAGCUGGGAGGCAGCGCAGUGUGAGCUCAGGGUGGGUUUCUUUGCUUGUUCCCAGCGCAGAUGGGACGAGGAAGUGAAGCUUUCCUGGUACAAGCACUUUAUGCUCAAGAAACCCCCUGCUGCGAUCAGAGCCUGGUGUGUGCGUGCUCUGCCCCGGCUGCCUGCCAGGACAGUGUGACGCAGGGGAGGUUUGCAUGGGAGCGUCCUGCAGAUGCAAUGGGGGCAGAAGCUGCAUGCAGGCAUAGCCCUGCUGUGCAUCUCCUUUCUGUCUCGCUCACAGCUGGCAUCCAGGCCAGGCACGGCCAUUCAGCUGCUGUGAAAAGCAGGGCAGAGUUGUUGAAAUGAGGAUUAGCAAAGCAGAUCUCGACAAAGAGACAAAGUUCUGUUCCUUCCCUUCAUUCAUGUUUGAGUUUCCCGCUGGUAUGACAGGCAUUAGGAUGCCUUAGGUGCAUUAGGGUCAAACGGGCACAUCACAACUCAUUGCUGCUCUGGCCAUGGCAAUGUAGGGUUGUCCCAUCUCUCCAUCAGCUGCAUCCAGGUAUUGGAUGCAGGUUUUGUUGCUCCGUAUUUGGUUCAGCACAAUUUUGCUCUCAUCGAUGCUGGCCUGCAAAGCGAGCACAGGGUCUGCACAGCACAGAGCACGGUGCGGGCUUGUCUCUUUAAGGCAGAGAAGGGAACUCUCCGGCUGCCACUUCGUAGAGUUUAGAGCAAAUCCCCGUUUCCAUUAGCAUUUCAUUUCAUCUCCUCCUCUCCCCUCCGCUCCACCUCCUCCGAAUCGGCAUUUCUGCAUCCUGCGCUGUGCAUCGCAGAGCAGCAGGUAAAAGUCUGGCUGGCUCCUACACACACACACGAGCUCACACACAUCCUUGCACGGCAGACCCACCUCUGCCGGGGGGCAGGAACCGCCGGGCGGCUCCCCGUGGUCCUUGACUCCCGGUGCAGAGCAUUCAGAGCAUCACAGAGUCCGAGGUGUCCUCCCGUCCGGAGCUCCCCCGGUACCCACGGAUCCAGCAGCGCUGUCCGGGCACAUCCCGGCACGGAGAGGAUUUGCAGGGGCGAGUGGACGCCGGGCUGUGAGUAACGGGGAGGGGGAAUCUUCCUAGUGCUCAUCGGCUCCUGGAAAUGUCACUGUGCCCUGAUUGCCAGUGAACAGAGGGAGAGCAGAAAGGAGGACAGCCGGAGGGAUGGCAUUCCUCCCCAUGCAGCUGGCUCCGGCGAUGAUCACUUAGCAGGUGGAGAAGGUCCCCAGCUGCAGAGCCGGCCCUGCUGCCCCGCUCCCCAUGGAGGGCAAUUUGGGGUCCCCCAAUGCCAGCGUGCUGGGGGAGCGCUCGCUGCUGGUGGGGAGCAGCUGGGUGGCCGCCUUCCUCUGCUUCAUCAUCCUGCUGACCACAGCCGGGAACUUCCUCCUCAUCCUCCUCAUCGUCACCCAGCGCUCACUCCGCAACACCUCCAACUACUUCCUGGUGUCCCUCUUCAUGUCCGACCUGAUGGUGGGGCUGGUGGUGAUGCCCCCGGCCAUGCUCAACCAGCUCUAUGGCCACUGGGUGCUGCGGGGAGACUUCUGUUCCCUCUGGUGCGCCUUCGACGUCAUGUGCUGCAGCGCCUCCAUCCUCAACCUCUGCGUCAUCAGCUUGGACCGCUACCUGCUCAUCAUCUCCCCUCUGAAAUACAAGCUGCGCAUGACAUCCUGCAGGGCCCUCUGGCUCAUCCUGGCCACCUGGACCUUGGCUGCGCUGGCCUCCUUCCUGCCCAUCAAGCUGGGCUGGCACAAGCUGGAAUUCGAGGUUUGGUCCCCAAAUGUCACCUCCCGGGGGGACGAGGAGCAGUGCCGGCUGGUGGUCAGCUUGCCCUAUGCCCUGGUGGCCUCCUGCCUGACUUUCUUCCUCCCAUCCGCUGCCAUCUCCUUCACCUACUGCCGCAUCCUCCUAGCAGCCCGCAAGCAAGCUGUGCAGGUGGCUUCCCUCGCCUCCAACGUGGCCACUGCCACCGCCGAUGAGAGCACGGAGCAGGUUCCCCAUGCCCCAAGUCAACCUGCAGCUGGAAGUGAGAGCAGGAGGUUCGCCAACAAGCACAGCAAGAAGGCACUGAAGGCCAGCCUGACGCUGGGCAUCCUGCUGGGCAUGUUCUUCGUGGCCUGGCUCCCCUUCUUUGUCACCAAUGUGACGCAAGUAAGCAAGUUCUUGGGUUUUCUUUUGGCAGAAAGAGCUUAUUUUUUCCAGUGGAAGUUGCAUCUAACCCUCACUGUCUCCCACCAGGCAGUGUGUGACUGCAUCCCAGCUGGCUUCUUUGAUGUGCUCACCUGGCUGGGCUAUUGCAACAGCACCAUGAACCCCAUCAUCUACCCACUCUUCAUGAGGGACUUCAAGAGAGCCAUGGGCAAAUACCUGCCCUGCUGCCGGCGCACUGGGGAGCCCCGGCCCAGCGCCAUCUCCCUCUCCAUGAGGAACUCCAACAGUGGGCCCCGUGUGGCCACGUCCCUCAAGAACGUCCUCACUUUACAAGCUGAGACUGACUCUGUUGUCUCUGAGGUGGUGGCAAAUGAACACAGCCUGCUACCGAGAGCUGAAGGUGCCCUGCCAGCCCCCAGUGCUCACUUGGUCGGCCUUUUUGAGAUGGAAACCCCAGAGCUGGAGCUGCAGCGCCGGCAGCUUGGCACCCCUGUGGCCUGAGUGCCAGCCUGGGUAUGUCUCCCUGUGCUUCAGCCCAGGGGAGGUGCUCAGCUUCUGAUUGUACAGCCCACUAACUCACACCAAGAGGAAAGAAAAGGUGGGAAGCACAUCCCAUGACUCACAGACAAGGUUUGGGGCUGCUCCAGUCCACAGCGCAUCGUGUUUACUGGGGGUUUAAUUUCCUCGCCUGGUCUGGGCUGUAUCUGUCAGUUUCCUGUGUGACUUGCAGCACGCUGAAACCAUCCUCUUUAAUCAUGAGCAGUCUGAGCUUUGGGGGAUUAAAUCUGAUGCGAAAUGUUCAGCGCUGCUUUCUGGAUACUCCACAAGGGCGUGGGUGUUCAGCUUGUUUGUGGCUCCACGGGUAUCCUGACAAGUAGUAAGGAAAGAAAUAAGCUUUCCUUUAGCUUUCAUCCUACAGCUUCCUAUUUCUGGCAUACAGCCAUCACACUUUGCUCUGACAACCCAUCAAUUUGAAGACGAUACCAUUAGAAAAGACUUUUUUUUUUUUAAUCUUCCAAUGCAGUCAGCAGGCAUUUAAUAAACACCAACAAAUUCCUUCAGCCAAUUCUUCCUCAAGUGCCUUUCAGAUCAGAGAUGGGUUGGAAGGCUGUCGCUGUGCCCCUCUUGGACUGGUACCCCACCAUGAGGUUUUGGCUGCCCCCCUGAAGCACACACUUACACAAGUGGAUCCAAAGAGUCCCUCCAACAUGGGAAGCAAGGAGAAGAAAACCACACGGCAGGCGAAGUCUCAUUUCAUUUUCAUCCUGUGUUGCUGUGCUGCGUGUUCGACUGCAUGAGAAAUAAUCCGGAGGUUGAAGUUCUCCAAGCUCCAGAGAGCUGUUAACGUGAUGAGACCAACGAUACCAAUGCUGCUGAUAUAAACAUCGACUGUGAAGCUCCUCAGUGUGCUCCUGAUUUAUAGGCUUUCAAGCAGAGAUUCCUCCAGGACUUCCAGCUCCUCCAAGGGGAUUCGCAGCAGCCAGCUGAUGUGGCAGAUCAACACCCUUACUCGUGCAUCGUAGUACCCUUAAACAGAGGAAAACCCAGGAAAUCCAUCACUCCUUAUCAGGUUAAACAGCAAGUGAAGAAACCCAGCUGCACUAGAGGACCAUGUUACACAAAAGCAUAUUCCUCCCCUCAGGCCCUCUUCAUCUUUCAUGUGUUUGAAGACAACUGUUAUUGUCUAAAGAAGAGAGCCCGAAAUGGAGAACCUCCCCCACUGCAAACCUCACCCUGUCAGCAGAGCCACUACACCAGGCAACGAGUGAUCUGCGAAGCAUGUGGGGGUUGAAACUUCCAUAACAGCUCCAUGGCUUCCCAGAAGGAAGAAGAGCUCAUCUGCACCCUUGGAAGCACUGGAGGAGAAAAACAUUCCAGUCUAGGGAACAGCCACGCCAGGGAUAUCCCACAGAGAGCUGCAUAAGUGAACCUUUCUGCUUCACCCAGCUGCUGGCUCAGCAGCACACACGAUUCCUUUCCUCCUGCUUGUUGUUCAGCCCCACUGUGCUGUUUUGAAGCUGAACUUUUCCACCUCUCUUCUGUAGCCAUUUUUACCUGCAAGUUCAAAGAAGAAAAAGAAAGCAGAAAGGAAAAAAUAACAAGUGGAAACGAGGAAUCGAGGAGACAAAUUGCCUUCGCUUUUUUCACUGCCACACUUGCUGGUCUGUAGCUGGUCUGUCAAAGCCUAACUUGUGUACCUCAUUGCAACAUGAUGCUGUGACCAGAGACAAUCAAAAUCAACAAUACUUCUCAAAAGAAGCUGUCCACUUCUAGAUGCAAAGAGACUGGGCUCCAUUCAGGUGUAUUAUUCACAUAUUUACUGCAAAAAGAGAUGGAAGAAUAAAAGCUCUGCACCUGGCACAGGUAGCGGUAUGGCUGCCUGGGUAA